CAUGUCUAGAUGAGGAAAUUUAUCCUGUUCGAUUAAUUAAUACAGUAAUUAUACAACCCCAUACAGAACAAUUGACUGAAAUAACAGUACCAGUCAGACAACGUGAUACAAUGAUAUUCAGCCACGAUCAUCAAUUACAACAAUUACGUUGGAUUAUGACGCCUAACGCAGUGGUCAAGAUCGAUGAUUAUCAUUCAAUCAUAUCAAUCACAAAUCCAACGGAUAAUCCAAAAAUGAUUUUCAGAAAUACUGUCAUUGGUGUUAUAUGCACACCACCGGUUGAAUCAGAAUGUAUACCAAUUAUGGCAUUAAUUCAAGAUAAAAAUAAUGUGCUUCAACAAACAAACACAGAUCCAGAUAAUAUGUGUGGUACAUGUAAGACGCAAUUUCAAUCAAGAAAUUUAUUGAUGGCACACCUUAAAGAUAUGGAUCAUGGUACAAAAUCAGAAUUAACGCCAAUACAAGAACUUAUAUUUAAUAAAAUAAACCAUCUGGAUGAGCAACAACAACUACAAGCAAGAUUUACAUCAAACAAGUAUCAAAAAUUUUCAUCUACGUCGUGUAUCAAAUAUCAUGAGAGAAGUACAACAAGGAGAAGUGAACAAGAUGAUAUUAUAUUAUUAUUAAUAUUGAAAGAUGGUAUUAUUCGGCCAUCAAACAGCCCAUGGUCUUCACCUGUAGUAACAGUGAAGAAGAAGGAUGGUUCACCACGGUUUUGUGUUGAUUAUAGGAAAAUUAAUUUAAUUACACAAAAGGACGUGUAUCCAUUACCGCGGAUGGAUGAUAUUAUGGAACAAAUGGCUGGAUCUAAAUGGUAUUCGAAACUAGAUAUGAAAUCCGGUUAUUUUCAGGUGCCAAUUAGUGAAAGUGACAAAAAGAAGACGGCAUUUUCAACACAAGAUGGUUUAUUCGAAUUUAAUGGCUUACCCCAAGGCCUAAUGAAUUCACCCCCAACCUAUCAAAGAAUUAUGAAUGAUACAUUAGGACAUCUUAGAUGGGACUGUUGUCUCGUCUAUUUGGAUGAUGUUAUUGUGUUUUCACCAACAUUCGAACAACAUCUGGAAGACGUCAGUAAAGUAUGCCGUGUGUUAUCCAACGCCAAUUUUAAAUUGAAUGUUGAUAAAUGUGAAUUUUUUAAACAACAGAUUGAAUAUUUGGGGCACAAGAUACAUGAACGUGGUAUACAACCAAGUGACGGCCAUGUACAAGCCAUUAAAAAUUUUCCAACACCAACAACAGCUAAAUCAGCUUAUGCGUUUUUACAAACAGCUACUUUCUUCCGAAGGUUUAUCAAAAAUUUUGCCGGAAUAUCACCAUCAUUGAAGAAAUUUGGAUUAAAAGAUGCACAGAAGAAUUUUAUAUGGAGUGAACAAGAACAAAACGCAUUUGACCAAUUAAAACAAUGUUUAUGGACAGUUGAAGGGUAUAAACCAGUAGCCUACGUAUCAAGAACAUUAACAACAACAGAAAGAAAAUAUCCAAUAAGCGAAAAAGAAUGUUUGGCCAUUUGGUGGUGUGUAUCAGAAAAAUUUCGGUCGCAUUUAUACGGCCAAUCAUUUGUUGUUGAAACCGAUCACCAAAAUUUAACGUCAAUAUCAACUAAACCAUACAAGAAUGCAAGAAUUGACCGGUGGGCUAUGAAAUUACAAGAUUUUGAUUUUAAGAUUAAACAUAUUAAUGGUAACAAGAAUGUCGUGGCUGAUUUUUUAUCAAGAUAUCCAUCUGGUUGUAUAAUGGAUGAGCAAGACAAGAUUAAUGAUGUGAUUAAAACAACAACAAUACAACAACCAAUGAUAGCAGCUGUAACCACAAGAACAAUGCAAAAACAAAAUAUUAAAUCAUGUGAUGAUGAUGAUCAGAAGAAAAACAUCAAUGAUGGUAUGAAACACCAACAGUCAACAACUCCACAACAACAACGAAAAGUGUUAUCAUUUGAUGAUACAACAUUGAAGGAGCAUCAACAAAACGAUCCAGUUAUACAAGAUAUUAUUACAAAUAUUAAUGAUAGAGAAAGGAGAUUUAUGGUAAAACGAGACGGUUUAUUAUAUUGGAGAAUCACAAGAAGAAGUGGACGCCGCUACCAACUACGUUAUGUCCCACAAUCAUUACGUAUGAGUAUUAUUUUAGCUUAUCAUGAUUCUACUGAUAGUGGUUCUCAUUAUGGGGUCCAACGGACAUAUGACAAGUUGAAGAAUUAUUAUCAUUGGCCAAAACAAUAUAAAGAUGUUGAAGCACAUGUCAAAAAAUCACCAAGUGGACCAUGGGAAAAAGUAUCAAUGGAUUUUAUUGGUAAGAUUCCAACAUCGUCACAAGGAAAUCAAUAUAUACUGGUAUUAACCGAUAUAUUCUCCAAAUAUGUGGUCACGAAAGCUGUUAAAAAUUGUACAACAUCAACAGUGGUGCAAUUUUUAAAGAAUGAUGUUAUAUUUCAACAUGGUGCACCAAAAGAAAUCGUCACCGAUAAUGGUAGCCAUUUUAGGUCGACAUUGAUGGAAGAAAUAACAAAAUUACUUGGUUGUAAACAUAUUACAGUGUCCCCAUAUCAUCCAGAAGCAAAUGGGCAGUGUAAACGCUUUAAUGCAACAUUAUUCCCAAAAAUCCUGGCAUUGAUGAAUGAAAAACGUAAUAAUUGGGAUGAUAAAUUAAAACCGGUUACAUUCAAUUACAAUAAUUCAAUACAUGCUACAACGAAAUAUGCACCAGAGGAAAUUAGGCAUGGUAGCAGAUGUCGUCUACCAGCUGAUCCACACGAUACACCAAUUAAAACAUUAUUAUCAAAAGAAUGGAAUGAAGAAAUCAAGAAAUGUUUAGACGACAUUCAUUUAGCAACGGUGAAGAACAUCCAAAAAGUUCAAAAUCAAAUGAAAACAAGAUUUGAUAGACAUCGUCGUGAUCAGGAAUAUCAAGUUGGUGAUUUAGUGGUGGUCAAAAAUGAACAUCCGGAAAACAAAUUAUCACCGAAAUAUAUCGGCCCAUAUGAAAUUAUACGUCGAUUAGGACAUAAAACAUACGAAGUACGAUUUAAUCAACACGGACCAAUACAUCGACUGACUGUUGAUAAAAUGCACGCAUUAAAUUAA
Messenger RNA from Didymodactylos carnosus, 3080 nucleotides. The record is from the annotation of a GenBank genome assembly. NCBI's taxonomy places the organism in Eukaryota, Metazoa, Rotifera, Eurotatoria, Philodinida, Philodinidae.